GUAAACCACUUUGGGGAAAUUAUUAUUGAGUGGUCACUCCUCCGCUGGGGAGGCGAACUUCACUUGACGGCCACGCCUCCACGACUGCGACCUUCUGCUUCAGCAUCGUCCUUGUAUCUAUCUCUCUGCCCCUAGCUGGCUAGCUGUGCCUUGUUAUCCCUUCUCUCCUCUACCCUGCUGAGAACAGCAUGGCAGAGCAGAUUGAGACUUCCUCACCUGAAAUUCCUUUUGAUUAUGAGCUGUAUGAAGGAGAUCCUGACCAAUUAAUAACUGUUGAUGCCUCUCCUGCCCUUCCGAAUUGGUACAUAGAUCCUGCAUCUCUGAAGCUCAAAUACAGAAUUGGUCAUGGACUCUUUGGUGAUGUUUGGGUAGCCACACAUCAUCAGUCAGCCUCCGACUUUGAUGAGUAUCAUGAAGUUGCUGUCAAGAUGCUGCAUCCAACAGCAGAGGAUCGCAUAAAUGAGUUUCUUCAUAAGUUCGAAGAAUUAUGGAAAAAAUUGAAGUCACAACAAUUGCAAGGUGUUUGUUGGUUGCAUGGUAUCUCUGUAAUAUCUGGCCAGAUCUCCAUUGUUAUGAGAUAUUAUGAGGGUUCGGUAGGUGAUCGAAUAGGGCGUCUGCAAGGAGGAAAGCUUCAACUAGCUGAUGUACUAAGGUACGGCAUUGAGCUAGCAAAAGGAAUCCAAUUUCUUCACCAAAUCGGUCACCUGAUACUGAACCUCAAGCCAACUAAUUUCCUUCUUGAUGAAAAUGAUCAUGCUAUCCUUGGAGACUUUGGGAUUCCAUACUUGCUUCUUGGGGUUCCAUGGCGCGAUUUGGAUUUGGCAAGUAGGUCUGGAACCCCCAACUACAUUGCACCCGAACAAUGGCAACCUAGAACAAGAGGUCCAAUAUCCUACGAGACCGAUUCCUGGGGUUUUGCUUGCAGCAUGAUUGAAUUGCUGACCGGAACCCCACCCUGGUUUGCAAAAUCUGCUGACGAGAUACAUCACUUGGUUGUUAUAUGUAAAGAAAAGCCACAAGUACCAAGUGGUCUUCCUCCUGCUUUAGAACAUGUUCUCAAGGGCUGCUUUGAGUAUGAUUUUCGCAACCGACCACUGAUGUCAGACAUUUUACAAGCAUUUGAAAGCUCAAGGAAUGCUCUUGACAGUGACGGGUCAUGGAGAGGUGAGGGGGGCAGUAUCUAUCCCGAUAAAUUGCAUUGCAGCGGCUAUAGCAAAUGGUUUCUCUUGAAAGAUCAUCUUCAAGUUGGUGAUACAGCUCGACCAAGAAAGGGUCUAAACACCUUUAAACCUCAAUGGCUAGCUGAAACUGAAGGAGUUGUGGUUGGACUGGAGAAGGAUAGUGAUCGGGAUGGUUUUGCUGUCGUCCAAAUCCCCGGCAUGCACAAUCAGCUCAGAGUAAACAUUUCUGCGCUACAGAGGGUCACUGCUGGUUUCGCAAUGGGGGAUUGGGUUCGCUCGACUAAAGAAAAUAGCAACCAUUCGACUCUCGGAAUUCUUCACUCCAUACAACGUGAUGGAAGCGUUGCUGUUGGUUUUUUAGGGCUGGAAACUCUCUGGAAGGGACAUUCCUCCGAGCUUAAAGUUGUGGAACCGUUUCUGGUCGGGCAUUUUGUGAGGUUGAAGGCUAAUAUCACGACCCCCCAAUUUCCGUGGCCCCAUAAAAGAGGAGGGUCUUGGGCCAGUGGGAGAAUCUCACAAAUUCUUCCCAAUGGAUGUCUUGAAGUUACAUUCCCGGGAAGAUUUGUUCUUGGAGAUGAACCCAAAUGCUUCUUGGCUAAUCCCGAGGAAGUUGACCGGGUGUCUUUUGAUACAUGCCCUAGCAUUGUUGAGAAGUACCAACACGCCGAGGAUUUUCACUGGGCAGUGCGGCCACUAGUAAUCACACUCGGAAUAUUUACAGCCACAAAGCUCGGCAUCUUUGUUGGGAGAAACAUAGGUGCCCGACUCCGAAAAAAGACUACUCAGAAGCAGACUGAUGGAACCAACCAAGAUGGCCAAAACAACUCGGUGUGGCUACCGCCUAACGUUGCAAAUAUUCUCUUCAAAGAAGGCCCGUAGACACCAAAUUCUCGGCUAUGCACAGGUUCAUCUUUCUCACGAAAUAUCUCAUUCCUCUAUGGGUUAUAACACGUGGUAAAUUAUGACAGCAUGCUAUUUGACGACUAUAUAACUCUACUUUACGAUCUUUCUGAAUGCUAUCUUGCUGCUGAUGCUUCUAGUGUAUAAAAAUGUAUUUAGCUGGUCCGAUUGUAUAGCGAACAUACUGCAAACCUUUACUCCGAUUAAUGAAUGGGUUAUUUCUUCGAA
Molecule: messenger RNA, 2309 nt
Organism: Andrographis paniculata
Lineage: Eukaryota; Viridiplantae; Streptophyta; Magnoliopsida; Lamiales; Acanthaceae
Product: E3 ubiquitin-protein ligase KEG-like
Exons: 5
Coding region: 189-2060 (623 amino acids)
Biological process (GO): protein phosphorylation
Molecular function (GO): protein kinase activity; ATP binding
Source: RefSeq, a predicted model, not a curated record